GUACUUAACUACAAAUUUCUCUGAGUGUAUUUGACAGUGCUGGCACGAAGGUUUCAAUGAGAAUUAAAAGAGUGCAAGGAACAGAAAAUUGCAUUAUGCAUAAGCCGCUAGAGCUUAAGCCAUUAUCGAACCCCUCCACGUAUCCAAACAUGCACAAAUAAAGAUACUGAUACUCACGCCAAAGAGAAAGGGAGAGAGAGCGAGAGACUGUAGCAAUCCAAGAGAUACGAUUCGAAAAAGAGAUAGAGCGCUACUUGGCUAUUGGAGCCGUAUAAAAUAAGUGUGUCCAUGUUACGCCCCAUCAUUGGAACUCCUCGGCUUGACCAUGUACCUCUGUCAACAACUCUGGCUGCUCUUGCUCUGGCUCUGCUUCGCCUUUCUCAGCGUGCAUGGCAUGCCAUGGAAAUGGGGACCUGCCUCGAAUUCUGGACCCCAUGGCGGACCAGCCUGGAAUGGCGGAGAAGAUUCCACUGACAAUAUAGUCAUCAAUUCGAAAAACACCGGCAAGUGGCGUUACUGAUUUUAACCUAGUGGUAGGGGCGUGACCACAACCGAGUCUAGCUGCACUUUACAGUAAAUCAUAUGAAUAACUUUACAACUAUUUUGCUUUGCAAUUGUUUUCCGCCGAAACGUACUCAACUUUUAUGCAAAUACUUCAUUCAUGGUCAUACUCAAUUAAAUAUAGUCGCUUCAGUUGUAUACCAAUGUGUCUAUGACAUAUAAAUAAAAACAUACACAUUA
Molecule: messenger RNA, 741 nt
Organism: Drosophila santomea
Lineage: Eukaryota; Metazoa; Arthropoda; Insecta; Diptera; Drosophilidae
Exons: 2
Coding region: 326-520 (64 amino acids)
Source: RefSeq, a predicted model, not a curated record